Molecule: messenger RNA, 6969 nt
Organism: Trichosurus vulpecula (common brushtail)
Lineage: Eukaryota; Metazoa; Chordata; Mammalia; Diprotodontia; Phalangeridae
Gene: ZNF282
Product: zinc finger protein 282
Exons: 8
Coding region: 185-2119 (644 amino acids)
Biological process (GO): regulation of DNA-templated transcription
Source: RefSeq, a predicted model, not a curated record
GGGCGGGACCGGGCGCGGGCGCCCUGGCAGGCAGGCGCGCGGGCCGCGGGGAGGGGGGAGCCGAGGGGGACUGUUUGCUCCUACGGGCUGUAGAUGGAGCUGUCCGGCCUCGGCGAGGGGGAAGGAGGCUGGGAACCGCUCCUCCCUUCGCUGGCCGGCCUGAGAGGGGAACAGGACUCCCAGGAUGCAGUUUGUGUCAACACGGCCGCAGCCCCAGCAGCUGGCCAUCCAGGGCCUGGGACUGGACAGCGCGAGCUGGAGCUGGGCCCAGGCGCUGCCCCCCGAAGAGGUCUGCCCGCAGGAGCCCGGCGCGCCGCGAGCAGGGGAGAUGGCAGAGGGCAUUCCUCCCAUGCAGGCUCAAGAAUGGGACAUGGACACCAGGCGUCCAAUGCCUUUCCAGUUUCCUACCUUCCCAGAGAGGGCACCUGUUUACCCUGACCGAAUGAUGAGGGAACCCCAGCUGCCCACAGCUGAGAUCUCCCUCUGGACCGUGGUGGCUGCCAUUCAGGCUGUGGAGAGGAAGGUGGAUGCCCAGGCCAGCCAGCUGCUGAACUUGGAGGGGCGGACGGGGACAGCAGAGAAAAAGCUCGCCGAUUGUGAGAAGACAGCAGUGGAGUUUGGGAACCAUAUGGAGAGCAAGUGGGCCAUGCUAGGCACCCUACUCCAGGAGUAUGGGCUGCUCCAGAGAAGGCUGGAGAACAUGGAGAACCUGCUGAGAAACAGGAACUUCUGGGUCCUCCGUCUACCCCCAGGCAGCAAAGGCGAAGUCCCCAAGGUGCCUGUGACUUUUGUCGAUAUAGCCGUUUACUUCUCUGAGGAUGAGUGGAAGAAUCUGGACGAGUGGCAGAAAGAGCUUUACAAUAACCUCGUGAAGGAGAACUACAAAACCCUAAUGUCGCUAGGUGCUGAGAAUCCAGUUCCCAAGCCAGAUGCCCAGUCUCGGGUAGAGCCAAGGGAGGAACCAUGUGUAUGGGAACAACAUAACCCAGAGGAGAGAGAAAUCCCAAUGGAUCCUAGCACAGCUAUAGAAGCUCUGAUGCAAGCACCAGCUGCUUCCUCUCAGGUGAAGCGGGAAGAACCAUUGUGUGCCAGGGUUCAGAGGUGCUCAGAAGAAAGAGAAAUUGUGGCAGACACUGUUACCGACUCCCCAAUUUCUACCCAGGACAUCUUAUCCCGGAUUAAGCAGGAGGAGCAACAUUGUGUGUGGGAUCAGCAGGAUUUGGAGGAAAGAGACAUUCCCACAGACCCCAAUUCAGAAUCUCUGAUCUCAGCACAUGACAUUCUAUCAUGGAUCAAGCAGGAAGAGGAGCCAUAUCCCUGGGGCCCACCAGAUUCAAUGGAAAGGGACAUGGCUAUUGAUGCCAGUGCUGGUGAUGGGCUACUAAUGGUCAAGAGUUCUGCCCUCCCUGUGCCCCAGCACCAGUCCCACCAACAAAAUAUCACCCCACUCCCUGGCACUGAGAAUCCAGGUGGGGGGCCCAGCCGGGGAGCUGUUGGGAUGCUAGAUGAUCUUUUCCCAAUGGUCCCAAGGGAACGGGGCCUCUGUGAAGGCCUCCACAGUCCUCCAGGGAGCCCAGUGGGGGAAAGUGGUGGUGGGGAUAGCAGCAGCCUAGCUGGUGAGCACCAGCGGAGCCAUUUCCUCUCACCUGGACAAGACAAAUCGCAUUUCUGUCUCCAGUGUGGCAAGACGUUUGAUGUACGAAAGAGCCUGAUGAUUCACCAUCGGAGCCACACCAAAGAUCGGCCUUUCGAGUGUGCUGAAUGUGCAAAGAGCUUCAAUUGCCACUCAGGCCUGAUCCGCCACCAGAUGACCCACAGGGGUGAGCGUCCCUACAAAUGCUCCGAGUGUGAGAAGACGUAUAGCCGCAAGGAGCACCUACAGAACCACCAACGCUUGCACACCGGUGAGAGGCCCUUCCAUUGUGCCCUGUGUGGCAAAAGCUUCAUCCGGAAACAGAAUCUGCUUAAACACCAGCGCAUCCACACAGGCGAGCGGCCCUACCAGUGUAGCGAGUGUGGCAAGAGUUUCCGAUAUAAAGAGUCACUUAAGGACCAUCUUCGGGUGCACAGCGCCAGCCUUGGGACCUCUCGGCCCCACCAGGCACUGGAACGGGACUAGGCCAGUGCUGAGGGGUGGGGGUUGGGGCAGGUAUUGGUGGUGGGAUAUGGGGGAAUAGGGUGGGGGAAAUCUAAUGAGGGAAUGAGGCUGGAGGAAGGAGGGAGGGAGGCAUGGGAUGGGGAGUCAGAUAGGAGUGUUAAAAAUCACUGGUAACUGUCCCCCUCCUCAUACCCCUCAUGUGGUCCUGGGGUUUGGGGACCUUAAUUGCACUCCAGAUUAGGCCCCUUGAAAGCUGGGCAAGGAUGUUUGAUCCACCCUGCCCAGCCUGAAUGGAGAACCCAGGUCUUCACUCACCUAGUGGAGCAUGGACCAAAGGGGCUGACAGCAGAACCCUGCCCAAGAGUCAGGAACAGUUUGAGAAGGUGAUGGUGCAUCAGUCUUAUACUGAACACCUGUAAAAUUAGGACUGGUUGGUGCUACUGGGCCUGGGCCAGCCCUCAACCCCAGCCAUGCUUCUCAGACCUAACCAAGUAAAGGAUAGAGAGGGGACCCUCCCAUUGCUCCCUCCUUUACUGGAUAGGACCAUGGAUCCAGAGCAAGGGAAGCAGUGAACCCAGGAUUACCUGUUGAGCAGCGUUGCACCUGGGAGUGGUGAGCCAGGGAUCCCCAGGGCCCAUCUGGGCCCGAAGGGACAAUCACUUAUACUGCAGGUAGGGAGAUAGAGAGGGAUGUGUUAAGGGAUGGGAUCUAAAAUGGCGGCACCACCUUGUCUUUGAAUAGUGCUUUAGACUUUCCCAAAGCACAUUCCAGGCUCUUUUUCUUCUUUCACCCUCACCACCUCCUCCUUUGUCCACGGGAUUAGAUACCCCAGAUCUUCACCUAUGCAGGUGAUGGAUCAGGAUCAAGAUAGCCUUAUGCCCCUUUGACAGAUAAGGAAACUGACCCACAGGGAGACUAAGCAGCUUACCUGAAGUCACAAGGUAGGACCAGAACUCAGGUCCCCCUGACUUCCAGUCUAGUGCCUGUGUUGUUCCACCAUACUGUCCUACCUCAGUCAUUUGAGCAAAUGCUUCAGCCUGGUCCUCUCCUGCCCAACCUCAUUAGGACCAACAAGGGAUAUUUGUGGUUACCUAUUGUGGGUGGGGAGAAUGGGAGGGCAGAUGGUUCACGUAGUGCUCCAUCCUGGGACUGAAGACAAUGCUGCUGAAAUGUGUGCAAAUCUUACUGAGCUCUUGAGGGAGGGAGGAGGAGCUAGGGUCUACUCCCUUCCCCAAGAGCUGACCCAGCAGCAUCUCGAUUUGACUGCCUGAGAGAAAGGGGCUAGGACUUACCUGCGGUCAGCUCUUGUCCUGCCUAAGGGAUGGAAACUGAGCAGGGUAGUAAAGGGAGGUGGAGAGGUGUUGUGCCAGAAGGAUUGGCAGACAAGUAGAUGUCAGCCGCAGUUGUGAGAUGCCCUGGCUGUGGUUCCUCCUUUGCCCCUUCACCCCCGGGCUCUCUUAAUUGGUGCUAUCUGUACAGUUGAGGACAGUUAUGGACAUUGCUCCUGACGUGUCAUGGUGCCUGGUGAGCGGUUUUUUUUGUUGUUGUUGUUAUAAUUUUUUUAGAGAGCGCCACCCGACUCCCUCUUUUAUGUGUGCAUCUUAUGUGGCCCUAGGGCCUUAACUCCCCAGGGGCCACAUUCUUUGUGAUUGUGUCUUGCAUGGCCCUGCAAAAAAAAAAAAAAUUAAAAAAAUAAGGCCACUGAGGGUGGGAUGAAGUGCCCUGGGGCUCUCAAUGCAUUUAUUUAAAAAAAGAAAUACUUUUCCCUCCCUUGCACUCUGACCCCUGCUUCUCUCCCAUUUUGGAAGGGGGCUGCCUGGGGAGCAGUGAGAAGGCAGCCCUCCAUGCCACCCCUUUUGAGCUCGCAGCUUCUGAACCUUUCCCGUCUCCUUCUUUGCUUCUCCCAGACCUCCAGUUGCUGCACAAAGGGGAUUCUUGCAGCAAAAUAAAGGGGGUGUCCAGAUUUCAGUGUUAGAACACUGACGUUCACAGUGCUGCAUAUAGCAAAACCCAAAUUAACUAGAAUCCAGUUUUAUCAGAAGUUGUUUUUUUUCAUUGUUUGCUUUUGCCAUGUUCCAAUUUUAAUAAAAAACAUAACUCAAGAAAAGCUGAGAUCAGAAAUGUUGUCAGAGUAUUAGUCACAAAAUGUUGGAAAGGGGACUUUAGGGAUUAUCUUGCCCAACUAUCAUUUUACAGAAAAGUAAAUUGAAGCCCCAUGAAGUGACUUACACAAGGUCACAAACUGAGUUAGUGGCAGAUCUGGGACAAGAAGGAAGUCCAGUGUUCACCAGAUCACACCAAGUGGCAGCAGAUGUCUUGGGACCAGUCUAUACUUAGCCCUAUUUUCUCCAUCAGUGUCAGUCUCUAAGCAUGGAAAAUUAUGACUGAUGUUCAGAAUGUUCCUCCUAAAAUCCCUUUGUAAGAGAGAUUGUACCUUGGUCUCCCUGUACUGAAAGAUUUUUAAUAAGGAUUACAACAACAAAAAAAAGGGGGCUUCUACUUAGACCCCAAUUAGCAAGAAUAUUUAAUUAUUGAGGGCCACCCAUUUCCCAAAUAAUCAAGCUUUGAUUGGACUGGGAAUGCAUUCCCAGGUCUUUCACCAGUCCUGCCCCACCCCUUUCUCAUUCAUCCUGAAUAAUACUAGCCAGAGCAAGAUCUAGAAUUAUCUAGAAAAGUGGCUCUUAAAACAUGGUCCAGGGACCCCUCCCAAGACCCUUUUGGGGGUUUAUGAUGUCAAAACUUUUCAUUACAAUACUAAGAGUUUUAAUUUCUAAUAUCAGUAGGUAUAACCCCCAUAAACAAAAACUCCAUGACGGAUUCUCAGUAACUUAAGAAUGUAAAGAAUUCCUGAGACCAAAAAGUUUGAGAACCACUGAUUGAGAAUAUCCUUUCCCAGUGUUAUAUUCAUUGACUGGGUUCAGCUGAUUGAAUAAGUUCUCUAAGCCUACUCCUAUGUAAGGAGCACAUGAGAUGGAAGGGGGAAGUCUAUAUAUCCUUAGCCAAGACCAGAUAAUGUAUCUGUUUCUAGCCAAUGAGUCAGACACAAAUGUCUGAAAAUAUCUUGGCUCUCCUUUAGCUAAUUUGAGGCCAGAUGGUAGCAAGGAGAGGUCUCAGGUGGGUGAGUAGUUGAAGAAUAAAAGAAAAGAUUGACAAAUGGCCAAAUGUCAUUCAAUAACUUAAGUACUUGCUAUGUUUGAGACACCGUGCUAGGCACAAAGAUGCAUAGGGUCUGACCCCUGCUCUCCAGGACCUUAUAAUUUAAGGGGAGGAAUUAAAUGCGUGCAUAAAUAGCCACACUACAAAGUAAAUAUGAGUGACACAAAUUGUUAUUUGAAGGGCUGUCAUGAACUAGGGAUCAGACUUGUUUUGUUUGGCCUCAGGAGUCAGGGUGAGACCCAGUGGGUAAAAGUUACAGAGAGAAAAACUUCCUAAUAAUUAGAGCUGUCCAAAAAUAGAAAUGGAGGUCUUUAGGUAGUCUGGAUCACCAUUUGUCUGGGCCAUUGAAGAAGGGAAUCCUGUUGAGGUACAAGUAGGCCUGGAUGUUUCUGAGGUUCUUUCUUUUGGUGAUUCUGAUUCUGUGAUUCUGAACGGAUAGCAGAACGAAUUGGAUGACUUCCAUUUCUCCCUCCACCUGGGAUCCUCACAAAGAGUCACAAAUGAAAAUUGAUUGAGGUACUCUGACCUAAAGAAUCAAUUCAAGGAAGUCUUUAUUGAGCUGCUACCUGGCCUGUCCUAUGCUAAGCCUUUUGAAGAAUACAAGAGAAAACAAAGGCUCUGCUGUCAAAGAGCUUACAGUCUAGUUGGAGAGACAAGCCAUAUUUAGGCAAAAAGGCAACUAACAAAAGAGGAGGCAGUGAGGGCCUAAGGACAUAGCAUGCUACUGAAAUUCAGAGGAAGGAGAAAUAUCAUUGGUUGGCAUGGUUAGCAAAAGCUUCACGAGGGAAAUGGACUUGAACUGAACCUUGAAGCGUAGCUAGAUUUGGAUGGGUGGAGAUGAGUGAGAAUGUUUGGGGAGAAUGGAACGUACAAAGGUAGGAAGGAGAAAUGAUCGGUGUGAUUUUUUUUGGGAGAGAAAGUGAGGACAUCAGUCUUGCUCAUCAGCAAAGAGUGGGAAAUUAGAAAGGUCGAUUGGGGGCAGAUCAUGGAAGAUAUUGAAUGCCAAACAAAGGAAUUCGGACUUAAUGUAUAAUCAGUAGGGAGCCACAAGAAGGUUCUGGAAAAAGUGAUGUGACUUCCAAGCAGUGUUUAGAUAAAAUUAGCAAAAGCAGAAGAUUCUAGGUUUUACCAAUGGAGUGGAUCUUAGAGGACAUCUAAUCCAACCUGGAUUUAUGUGACCUUUAGUUAAGGAGCUAUUCCCUCUCACAUCCUCUCUGUCCCAUAAAGGACAAAGAGGAGAUAGAAUAUACCCUUGAUGAUAGGCCACAUAAAUCUUUGCCUUCAUGAACUCACAGAUUCUCAGAGUGAGAAGAGACCUUUGAGGCCAUCUAGUCUAACCCAUAUCUGAAAAAAAGAAUCCCCUCUAUAACAUAACCCACAAAUGAUUAUCUGCCCACUGCUUGAAGACUCCAGUGAGAAAUGUAGGAUCUCCAGAGGUAACUCAUGCCACUUUUGGAUAGCUCUAUUUGUUAGAACUAAUCAAAAUUGUGCCAGUAAGGCACAACCUAUUAUUGCAAGAUAGAAACAUGACAAGUGUUCUAGAACAAUAUUCGGGGUGUCAAUCAUCUGGGGAAUAGGUCCUCUCCCAUCAGGGUGGCAGUCUGUGAGAAAGUAUACCCUUUUGUGCAUGGGGAAUCUGAGAGUGAUUCAACAACUUGAUUUUCCCUUGUUAUUUACUUUGCUAUUCUGUCUUAAUUAAAUGCUUUGCUAUUUGA